This is a messenger RNA of Oryzias melastigma (Indian medaka), 2667 nucleotides long. It is a transcript of the gene hacd2, whose product is annotated as 3-hydroxyacyl-CoA dehydratase 2. Gene Ontology annotation, molecular function: 3-hydroxyacyl-CoA dehydratase activity. Gene Ontology annotation, biological process: very long-chain fatty acid biosynthetic process; sphingolipid biosynthetic process; fatty acid elongation. The record is from RefSeq and is a predicted model, not a curated record. The coding region runs from base 99 to 833 and encodes 244 amino acids. Gene Ontology annotation, cellular component: endoplasmic reticulum membrane. Lineage: Eukaryota; Metazoa; Chordata; Actinopteri; Beloniformes; Adrianichthyidae. The transcript is spliced from 7 exons.
UUGUUUUCUAACGACACUUCCUGAUGUGACACAUUCUGCUUCCGGGGUCGGUAGACCUGUCAGUCAUUAGGGACCAAAGCCCGUCAACGGUUGGAGUCAUGUCGGCAGCUGCUCAGGGAACCAGCAAGGCGGCCCACGGCGAUGUAGCCUCGAAGAAAAAGAAGGGACCCGGGGCCCUCGCUACGGCAUACUUAGUCAUUUACAAUGUUGUCAUGACAGCUGGGUGGUUGGUGAUAGCGGUGGGUCUGGUUCGAGCUUAUCUGGCCAGAGGGAGUUACCAUGGACUUUAUUAUUCCAUAGAAAAACCUCUGAAGUUCUUUCAGACGGGAGCUCUUCUGGAGAUUCUUCACUGUGCUGUUGGAAUUGUCCCGUCCUCUGUGGUUCUGACCGGUUUUCAGGUCCUGUCCCGGGUUUUCCUCACCUGGGCCGUCACCCACAGCGUCAGAGAGGUACAGAGCGAGGACAGCGUUCUGCUGUUCGUCACGGCCUGGACGGUGACGGAGAUCAUCCGCUACUCGUUCUACACCUUCAGCCUACUCAACCACCUGCCAUACCUCAUCAAAUGGGCACGGUACACCUUUUUCAUCUUGCUGUAUCCAAUGGGAGUGACCGGGGAGCUACUCACCAUCUAUGCAGCGCUGCCGUACGUGCAGAAGACCGGACUGUACUCCGUCACCCUCCCCAACAAGUACAACUUCUCCUUCGACUACUACAGCUUCCUCAUCCUCAUCAUGAUCUCCUACAUCCCCCUCUUCCCCCAGCUCUACUUCCACAUGCUCCGACAGCGGAAGAAGGUGCUGGGCCGGACGGAGGAUUACAGCAAGGUGGAGUGAGUCCAGCAGCGAUCCGGAUGGUUUUUAAGACAAAAAAAAGGGAGAAAACCCCCACACAAACGAAGAACAAACCACAUCUGCUUAUUAAAACACAAGUAUUUUUGUUUUUGAAAACUGCCACGACUGACCCAAUGAACAAGCAAAAGGUUGUUGACUUAAAACACACACCAGACUGUUUUUUCCCCUCGUUUCUGAACAAAUGGAGAGUAUUUUUUUGAAAAAAAGUUUGAACUGAUUACUGCUGAAUACCUCACAUUACAUGGCACCAUAGAUUCAGUUUCUUACCGUUCUGUAAUCAUCCCUGCCUUCCUUAAGAAGCAGGUUAGAUUGAAAUGAGCAUUUGAUGAAAACGUUUAUCACUUAAAGUCGGCGUCUUUAGGUUUUGCAUCUGUGAUGUUCCUGACAAAUUGUACAAACGUAUUUAUACUUUUUUUUGGUUUAAUUUAUUCAAAGUUGAAUUACAUUCCUUCAUUAAAUCAAUAAACCUUUUUCAUUCCAUAUUUUGGGUUUCUGUUUGCAUUCAUACAUGCUUUUUCUGUUGUUUUUAUAGUUUUUCUUCAACAGUAAUGCUGAUAAGUUUAUCAUUUUUCAACCUUUUAAUUAUUUAGAUCAUUUUAGUUGGCAGAUAUCAGUUUGUAAUUAUCAUAGUUUUAACUUAAUGUGCAUGUUUUUUGGUUUAAAACACCCAAAUUGUCAUUCUUGGGUUAAGUGUCCAGGUUUACUUUGAGGAAAACAAAAAAAGUUGAUAGCACAACGUGUCGUAGCAACAGUGUUUUCAGAUGAAAUAAGCUUUGAUAUGUAACAGAUCUGCAUUGUAGCCAAUAUUUGUUGGAUGUUUAACUGUAUGGACUUUUAUUUUGAAAUGCAGAGUGGAAAUACCCAAUUUGGAUACAAAAAAAAAUCUGUGGUCAUAGUUUUAUAUUGAAAUAUGAAGGGUGAGAUUUUCUUCAGAUGUGGUGAAACCCUGUUAUUGUGAGAAAAUGUGCUUUGACAUUUUGGAAUGACAUUAACCCAAGACAUACCAAAGAUCUUUUAGUACAAACGUUAUGCUUCAUGGUUUGUUUUCUUGAUGCAGAAUGAUCAGCAAGCUGGUUUGACUAUUUUUCAGUUUGUCUAGUGGUGUCUUUUCUCUAUCUUUAAAAGAAAUAAAAAUAUUAGUCUUGAAUCCAUUACAAAAUUCUGCACAUUUUCCAAAAAUAACUAUGAUUUUCUUUUUUUAAUGUGGUUUAUUUUCUUAAAAAAUAAAUCAUUUCAGCGUUUAAGAUCUGGAAUCUGCACCAUUCACUAGAAUUUUUAUUUCUAAGAUUAAAUGUGGACCAUCACAGAAAAAAAUGUUUAACCGUUUUGGAGACGAAAAUGAAACUUUCUACAUGUUUUUAAAAAUAUUAAAUAAAAUGUUCAAUAAUUGCUGCUUUCUCUGCAUUAACAUCAAAGGAAGUGACACCUUUUAGUGUGCAUUUUAAUGAAACAUUUCCCACAUCUGAAUCCUGCUCGACCUUUAACCAAUCAGCUUUCUGUUCCAGAUCAGUGAUGGGUGUUUUGUAAAAUUCUGUCCCUUUUUGCUCCUGUUUAAGAGAAAGAUUUGGGCUUUUGUGUUGGAAUCACAGCUCAUUAAUAAAAUGCAUGAUUGAAGAGAAGUGGAUGUAAAGAGUGAUGGUGUAUUAUAAUAAAGAAGUCCAAAAAAAAUCAUGGAAAAUCUGCAGAAGCAUGGGAUAUUCUACAUAAACUGGUUCUAUCCAUUGAAGCUUUGAUAACUCUGUUUUGCAUGGAGCCAGUAAACUUUGUACAGCUAUGACUAUUGAGUAUAUAUUUACAAUAAACCUGCUCUAUUGGA